Molecule: messenger RNA, 1467 nt
Organism: Calidris pugnax (ruff)
Lineage: Eukaryota; Metazoa; Chordata; Aves; Charadriiformes; Scolopacidae
Gene: GAS1
Product: growth arrest specific 1
Exons: 1
Biological process (GO): negative regulation of mitotic cell cycle
Source: RefSeq, a predicted model, not a curated record
UGCCCCAGCCACUGCAUCGCGGCCCUCAUCCAGCUCAACCACACCCGGCACGGCCCGGCGCUGGAGGACUGCGACUGCGCGCAGGACGAGAACUGCCGCGCCACCAAGCGCGCCAUCGAGCCCUGCCUGCCCCGCACCAGCAGCGGCGGCGGGUCCGGUGGCCCCGGCGGGCCCGGCGGCGGGCCCGGCGGGCCCGGCGUGAUGGGCUGCACGGAGGCGCGGCGGCGCUGCGACUGGGACAGCCGCUGCAGCCUGGCCCUCAACCGCUACAUGACCUACUGCGGGAAGCUGUUCAACGGGCUGCGCUGCACGCCGGAGUGCCGCGCCGUUAUCGAGGACAUGCUGGCCGUGCCCAAGGCCGUGCUGCUCAACGACUGCGUCUGCGACGGGCUGGAGCGGCCCAUCUGCGAGUCGGUCAAGGAGAACAUGGCCCGCCUCUGCUUCGGCGCCGAUAUGGGCGGCAACGGCGCCGGCAGCAGCGGCGGCUCGGACGGCGGCCUGGAGGAGUACUACGACGAGGACUACGAGGAGGAGCCCAGCCAGAAGGGGAGGGACGACGCGGAGGACAAUGCGGGCUCCGAGCCCGGCUUCCCCGUGCAGGCGGAUAGCGCCGGCCGGCCCGCCGCCGCCGCCUGGGCGCUGCUGGCCUCCAUCUUGCUGCCGCUGCUGCCGCGGCUCUAGCGCCUCGGCUUCCCUCCCUCCGCCACGACGGGCCGGCCUUCACCUCCUGGCGGCCCCCCCCCUCUCCUUCUCCCGGCGGCGGGACGGGAACCGGCCGGCGGGGCCGUUUAAAACGCUCCGACCGUUAAUCCUCACAGCCUUAGGCCGGGCGCCCCCUUUGCCCCGCGUCGCCAGGAAGGCGGAGACCCCCCCCCCCGCCCCUCACCACACACACACGCUCCGGCACGGCCUGGCCUCCCCGGCGGCCUCCCCGCGGGGUCCUGGGCGGUGUAACCGGAGGGGAGCGGGGGCUGCCGCCCGCCCGGUGUUUCCCCGGUGUCGGUCUGGAGUGUGCACUAUGCAAUUGCCGCCCUCCGGCCUCGGAGGGGCUGAGGGAGGAACGGCGGCUCCCCGCUGCCGCCCGCCGGCCCUCCCCCCCCCUUUCCCCGGCCCCGGGAGAAGGCAGGAGUCGUGGCAUGCUGGUAGUGACUUUUUUUUUUUAUUUGAUUUGUUUUGUUUUGUUUUGUUUUGUUUUUUUUUUUAAUACUCGUUUUGACAUGAAGGUUAGCAGGAGGUGAGCUACCCAAACUUGCUGCCAAAGCCGGUGCCGUGCGGGUGAGGCGGCCGCGCCAUUCGCCUUGGGCCGCCUCUGGCUGCUGGUGCCCGGGAGGGGGCUGCGCCGCAUCUGCCGCUAAUUAAAUUCAAGGAAAUAGCAGACUGAAUAAAUUCUGUGGUUUACAGCACUCCCUCUUGCACACGCAUCUUCCCUAUAACAAAAGCGUGCCAGCAGCCGUCUCUUCCACUUAA